CCAUUUGUCUGCUAACAUCAUGUUAUCAACUACUUCCUGUGUUCUCUAGUGCUGUGGCAGUGAUAAGAUGGAGAGGUCCUGUUUAUUAAAAACUUUUAAUAUUUUAUGUUUUCUGUUAGCAUUGGACUCAGUUAGGUGCAAAAAUGAAGAGUUCCUGUCAAAAAUAAAAUGUUCCACUGAACAGAGAACACAGCAAGAAGCAGUCAAAGGUUUAAUUAAUAGAGUUAUUGGGAAUCGAAGUGAAGAGUUUAACGUAAUAGUUAAUACACAGCUAUCAAAAGAGGGUAAAGAUGUUUUUAAGAUUUUCAAAUCGGCAAGCAGUAAGACAGUGGACAUUGAGGGUUCUACAGGAGUAGCAGCAGCUUGGGGUUUCCAUCACUACCUCAAAUACUUCUGCAACUCUCAUGUGUCUUGGAAUGACAAUCAAAUUAACCUUCCGACAGAACUGCCUUCUGUAGAUGUUCAUAUCACCUCCAAUGACAGGUUCCGCUACUACCAGAACGUCUGCACACCAAGUUACAGUUUUGUUUGGUGGGACUGGCGCCACUGGGAGCGCCACAUAGACUGGAUGGCGCUCAACGGUAUAAACCUGGCGUUGGCAUUCAAUGGUCAAGAGGCAAUCUGGCAAAGGGUUUACAAACGACUUGACUUGACCAAGGAAGAGAUUGAUGAGCACUUUACUGGACCUGCGUUCUUUUCUUGGGGACGAAUGGGGAAUAUCCGAGGGUGGGCAGGACCUCUCAGUCAGGAUUGGCAUGACAGCUCACUCACUCUACAGAAGAUGAUCCUGGAGAGGAUGAGGUCCUUGGGCAUAGUCCCUGUGCUGCCAGCAUUUGCAGGACAUGUUCCACACGCUUUGAAAAGGCUGUACCCAAAUGUAAAUUUCACUUUGGCUACACGAUGGAACAAUUUUGAAGACAAGUAUUGUUGUCCUUACCUGUUAUCUCCUGAAGACCCCUUAUUCAAGGAUAUUGGAUCCAUGUUUUUACAAGAGAUGAUCAAAGAGUUUGGAACCAACCACAUCUACAACUGUGACACAUUCAAUGAGAUGCCACCAGCCCAGGGGGAUCUAGACUUUCUCAGGAAAGUCGGAGAGUCUGUUUUUGAUUCUAUGACUCAAGUGGACAAAGACGCUGUUUGGAUGAUGCAAGGGUGGCUGUUUUUUCAUGAAAUAUUAUUUUGGACCAAAGAGAGAACUAAAGCUUUACUAACGUCAGUCCCAAAAGGUAGAAUGCUGGUUUUGGACUUGAUGUCCGAGUUGAAUCCACAGUUUGAAAGGCUUGAGUCAUACUUUGGACAGCCUUAUAUUUGGUGCAUGCUUCACAACUUUGGAGGGACUUUGGGCAUGCAUGGUACAGCCAGAAGAGUGAAUGAGAAUGUGUUCAAAGCUAGAGCUGCAGCUAACAGUUCAAUGGUUGGUAUUGGCCUGACUAUGGAGGGGAUACAACAGAACUAUGUCAUGUACGACCUUAUGAUGGAGAUGGGAUGGAGAGUAGAACCAACCGACCUCUCUCAGUGGUUCAGAAACUAUUCCUCUCGCCGCUAUGGUCUGGACAAUAAACAUCUGGAUACUAUGUGGCAACUACUCAAGGAUAGCGUGUACGACUACAAGUCAGUAUGGCAGAAUCACGGACGAUACAUUGUUGUAAGAAACCCUUCCCUGCGACUUCAACCAAACGUGUGGUACAACACUACUGAUGUGAUGGAGGCAUGGGACGAAGCUCUGAUGGCUGUACAGUCCGCUCAAUCACUGGCGGAGUCGCCAACAUUCAAACACGACCUAACAGACCUAACCAGACAAGCUCUACAACUAAAGGUCGACUUCAUGUACAGUCAAGUUCUCAAGGCAUAUUACAAGAAGGAUCUUGCAUACCUCAGAAAUGCAACUGGAACGUUUCUUGCUGUUAUGGACGACCUGAACUCUCUGUUGGCCUCAAACAAGUGGUUUCUAUUGGGCCCUUGGCUUGAGUCAGCUAAAGAAAGAGCAUCAAGUCCUCAGGAAAGGGAGCAAUUUGAAGAAAUGGCUCGGAACCAAAUUACUUUGUGGGGUCCAAAUGGAGAAAUUAGAGACUAUGCAUGCAAGCAGUGGGCUCAUCUUAUGGAAAAUUAUUACAUUCCUCGGUGGAAGUAUUUCUUCGAAGCCCUAGAAAAGGCAGUUGCGGAAAAAAGUCCCUUCAACCAGAAGUCAGUCAGUACUUACAUUUUUAAUGAAAUCGAGCAACCAUUUACUUUCAGAAAAGACCUCUAUCCAACAUUUGAAAUAGGAGACACUGUUGAAAUAUCUAAGAAGCUGCACAAAACUUGGCGUCGUCUCUAACACCAUUACAAGGAACCAAAUUGUAGCUGUGUAUAAAAUAAAAUGAAUAUAAAAGUAAAAAAAUAUAAUUUUGA
Molecule: messenger RNA, 2391 nt
Organism: Macrosteles quadrilineatus (aster leafhopper)
Lineage: Eukaryota; Metazoa; Arthropoda; Insecta; Hemiptera; Cicadellidae
Gene: Naglu
Product: alpha-N-acetylglucosaminidase
Exons: 18
Coding region: 68-2317 (749 amino acids)
Source: RefSeq, a predicted model, not a curated record